Rhinolophus ferrumequinum (greater horseshoe bat) is the source of this 5074-nucleotide messenger RNA. RefSeq names its product transmembrane protein 41A (gene TMEM41A). The coding region runs from base 115 to 909 and encodes 264 amino acids. NCBI's taxonomy places the organism in Eukaryota, Metazoa, Chordata, Mammalia, Chiroptera, Rhinolophidae. The transcript is spliced from 5 exons. The record is from RefSeq and is a predicted model, not a curated record.
CCGCCUCGGUCCGUCCGCGAACGCGUUCCGCUGGCUGGGUCCCCGCGCCCCGUGGUCCCCGGCGCUGGCUCCACGCUUUUCCGUGGUCCCGCGGGUCCUGCUGCGGGCGCCGAGAUGCGUCCCCUGCUCGGCCUGCUCCUGGUCUUCGCUGGCUGCACCUUCGCCCUGUACUUGCUGUCGACGCAACUGCCCCGCGGACCGACACUGGGCUCCCCCGAGGAGACGGGAGGCAGGUCACUAUGGUUCCCCUCUGACCUGGCCGAGCUGCGGGAGCUCUCUGAGGUCCUUCGAGAUUACCGGAAGGAGCACCAGGCCUAUGUGUUCCUGCUCUUCUGCAGUGCCUACCUCUACAAACAGUGCUUUGCCAUCCCCGGCUCCAGCUUCCUGAACGUUUUAGCGGGUGCUUUGUUUGGACCAUGGCUGGGGCUUCUGCUGUGCUGUGUGUUGACCUCGGUGGGUGCCACAUGCUGCUAUCUGCUCUCCAGUAUGUUUGGCAAACAACUGGUGGUCUCCUACUUUCCGGAUAAAGUGGCCCCGCUGCAGAGGAAGGUGGAGGAGAACAGAAACAGCUUGUUUUUUUUCUUACUGUUUUUGAGACUUUUCCCCAUGACGCCAAACUGGUUCUUGAACCUCUCGGCCCCGAUUCUGAACAUCCCCAUGGCGCAGUUCUUCUUCUCUGUUCUUAUCGGUUUAAUCCCCUACAACUUCAUCUGUGUGCAGACAGGCUCCAUCCUGUCAACUCUGACCUCUCUGGAUGCUCUUUUCUCCUGGGGAACUGUCUUUAAGCUGUUGGCCAUAGCUCUGGUGGCCUUAGUUCCUGGAACCCUCAUCAAAAAAUUUAGUCAGAAAGACCUGCAUUUGAAUGGCACAAGCAACGCCAACCAUCUAAAUAGUAGAAAGCACACGUGAUGCGGAUUUUUUGGUUGCUGUGUCCCUGGACUCUUGCUUAUUUGUAUAAUGGAUGUGGUCCUCUGCAGCCCCUCAUUGUUUUUCAGUUACCUGCAACAGGUGAUUUGGACACUUCAUCUGUGUGCAGUGUCUUGUCAUAAAGGACACUGUGCCCUAAAGGUGAAUUACAUCAGGUUCUCAAAUCAGCCUUGGUUUAGCAGGACACUCUGUGAAAUGGAUGACCUCUUGGAAGAAUCCUGUUUAUAUUUUAUUGAAUAACGAGGAACUCAGGAUAAUCUGUUAUACUUGCCUCUUGCCAAGACCUGAGCUGCCUCUGGAGAGGAUGCUGACCGUCUUUGUCCACCGUGCCUCUUGCAAAGCGAUGGGCUGUGGUGACAGGUGGUCUCCUGUUCAGUCCGUGGUGUAUGAUGUUAGUUACGUGACGACGUGUACCCACGUCACUGACAUCACGCUUCAUCUUGUUACUCUCUCGAGGAGUGUUUCUUCUGUACCUUUUUGCUGAUGACCUACCUCUUCCAUAAGUCAAGGGAAAAACGGACAAACUGCUUAGAACUUCCACAGACAGCUCAAGUGCACACUGAUUUCUGUGACGCUCUUUGUGUUCAGACACACUGAUGUUAUCACGUCACAUUUCCUCUUGGUUGCAUGUCCUGACAAUCAAGCUGACUACAAACAGCCUAUUAAAUAUGAAUGGAGCAAACUCUGUAUGUUAUGGAGAAAUUUUUAUCCAUCUGGACAGGACAGGGCCCUUGAAUCACCUGAACCAAAUGACCAUCAGUACAUUUUUUAAUCUCCUUUCUGUGUGAAAUCCCUUCCCCAUCCUCCUGCUAGGAGAAUGGAUUCAGUGUGCUCAGAUAUGAGCCAGUGUACCCUCUGAAUGUUUUUAAAUUUGUCAUUUGCUGAGAAUAACAGGAAUGAUUGUAUUUUAUAUUUUAAUCCAAAAACUUGGUCUUGGGUUAUUUUGUUGUGUUGGAUUUCAGUUAUCUAGCUGCCAUCGCUUCCUACAGCUGCAAUACUGAAUUAGCGCAGACUUGGCUUAAUGCUUCCAGGGACAGAAGGACCUUGGAACCUUAACUGACCAGCUCUACAGGAGGAACUCAUCAUUUCCUACCAGAACUAUCGCCCUUGGGUGUGAUCUGCAGGGUUUUGAUUUGGUUUGGUCAACAGUCUUGCCAAGGCUUUAAUUUAGGCCAUGUGUUCUACAUGAAUUCUUGGGAAUACUCAUUCUUGGGAAGAAUGCAUUCCAAAGAAUUGUUUUUUGGACAUCGUAUGAUCCAAAAAACACAACAGGGACUUCAUUUUUAAAGAUGUGUUGCUUUAAAGGAAGCUUGAGAAUAAAAGUGGGGUUGAGGAGGAGGCUAACUGAACUUUGAAAUCCGUGCCUCUUGGUGUCCUGGAGUAGGGGGAAGGAGGGAGGCAAGGAAGCUGCCCGCACUGUGCCAAGUGUGGGCGCUUUGCCCUCACAGGCUCCUUAGAUUGUUUCUCGCCCUCCUCCCCCGUGGUUUGCAACAGUGUGCCUUAUCAGCUGGGAGUUUAAAGGCAAGGUCGUUUCCCAAAUAAAUGGAUAUAAAUGUUCUGUGUGGUAUGUGUUUGUACAUGUUUCUAACUUUCAAUUCCCCUUGCCAAUGGGAAUCAGGAUUGGCUGAAAAUCAGACAAUCCAAAAAUGGUGUUUUAGCUCUCCACUCUCAGGUGUCUUACCAAUAUUAUUUUUUGGAAGCCAGAUUUUCAUUUUCACCUUUUCCCUUGUUAUGCUCACUUUACAGUGGGGUUACUAAUAACUCCACUGUAACGUAAGUAGCUAUAAGAUGGGCAGCAGGAAAGCCAUAGGGAAGAAGCAGAGUGCCUGUCCAGACUGUGAUAGAAUAAUCAAGAAGAGACUCUAUAACGAAAGCAAAUGAUGACUCUCUUCCUUCUGUGGAUGCGUCUAAGGACAGAGCCACAGAAACCAUCUUUCCCCAUCACCUGUUUUUCUUGGCUGCUGGAAAUUCAGUCACGUAAAGUCUUCCUUUCCCUAAAGUUCUGGCAGAUGUUGAGAUUUGUAACGGCACAUUACUUUUAGGAAAAGACAGGAUCAGAAAACAGUGAAGUGCACUUUUUGUUUAAUUCUAUGCAUUUGUUUGCUUUGAUAGUCGCUCUUGUUCCCAUGGCUAUACAAUUGUUCAAAACAAAGGGAGCUGGCGUAAGAAACCAACACAGGGAGCAGAGGAGACCACAGGGGAGACAGAUGAGGGAGUUCAUUUUGAGACUUUACUAUAAAAAAGGAGUUAAUUUGUUCCAAAUUGAUAAGGAACUUCAAUUAUUGCAAUAAAGAAUUGAAGUGAGUCUUCCCACUUCCGGAGUCUGAGAACUGGUCAUUCUGGAAAUGGAGAGCUACCCUGGUGACAUGGUCAGUAAGGGAUGUCUUCCUGAUAGCUUCAGAGUCUGGCUAGAUUCCGUCCGGCCUGCAACCUCUGGAGGACCCUGCCUGCUUGGUCACUGGGCAGCAGCCUGGGGCUGGGAGCCAGCAUUCCCGAGUGCUAUGAAGUGGCUCUGGAGAGUAGGCUUGUGAUUCUGCCAGAUGUUUCCUUACUGUGGCCUUGCCAUAUGCUCGGGGGCUUGGCUCUAUGUGAAAUCCUGCCAUGCUCUGGUAAGAGGACAGUUACCAAACGCAUUAACCCAACUCCUUUGGGGUAACCCUGUUUCUUAGAGCUCCUCUAUCCUGCCACCUGUCCCUGAGAAGUGUUCCAGGUUCCACAGGGGGUUUCUACCUCACAGCCUAGUUCAUUCCAGUUUGAAUAGGUGCUGGCAGUAUUGGCUGUAACGUGCAAACAAGCAGACUAAUGUGCCUCUUACGUGCUCAUCUGUGAGGUUAGUAACAUUGGUGGUGAGGAUACUAGGCCAUUUAUUCUAUGAGAUCAGCAAAGAAGAAAAAGCUUGCUGCCUGGAAAGGCACUACAUUCAUACUGACGGUACAAGUCAGGAUCUUAAAAAGAAUGUUACAUGGUUUUGGUACAUUAGUCUUACAGUCUAAGGAAGAAGCAAGUAACUGGGACGUAACAUAUUGACUAUGGGGGAUGAGGGAGGAACACAUUCAUUUAACACCAUGAAAUUUUGGAAUUCCGUUCAUCAGUAACUGGUGAUUAUUCAAUCGGAAUUGUAGCCCAAGGGCAAGUGGUGUUUUUCCUGCCAAUGGUACUGCCCUCUGAGAGCGGUAGGGUGGGAUCCAGGAGAACACGGGUGUGAUCCUGUCAUUCUCCCAUCAGGGCUAACUCCAGAUCUCAAACCACCUUUAGGAAAUCAAUUCUGAGCUUAGAGCUGGGAGGCAAACAGGUCUCCCCUUGCACGCCAAUUCUAAUAAAGGGGUAGUUGGCACUCCUAGUGCUGUGUUGAGAGGUUCGAGGCUGUGUCCAGGCUCAGUGGGAAAGAAGAUGGUGAUCAGCAAAUAACAUCGGUCUUGGGUGUUUAGGGUGGAGAUGGUGGAUGGUGGUAUGUGGUGCUAUUUUGGUUUCUGGCUUCGUGGCAAAACAAAAUAUAGCACACUAUACUGCAGAGCAGGGUGGGAAUUCCUUUGUUUCCAAAUAUUACAUUUUUAGAGAAUUUAGUUCCAGGAAGUUCAAGUAGGAACAUUUUAAGGGGAAAAAAUUGAGACUAAGGGCACGGGGAAAAAGAAUAAAUCAUCUGAUCAUUGAGGAUGUAUUUACACUGAAAGGAUGUCACUGCCCUCUAGUGGGGGGAGGCAUUUAAAACUGGGUUGUUACCAGGAAAACCAAAACCAUCAAAUCUAUUACGUAGGGUAAGAGGGAAAUUUACCACAAUGAGGCCCUGAAAUGGGUGUCCUGUACUUAUUAAAUCCUACUAAAAAUAUCCUUAAUUCUAGAAGGAUGGAUUUUUGGAUACUAAAACUCUAAAAUAUCCAAAUUUCAAGUACGCCAUACCAGAUUAUUUUCAACUUUCUGAGUCAGCACUCCCCACAGUCUUGCAAAUGUCUCUAAACUUUAAGGUCUGUUAUAAUUUCAAAGUGGAUGCAGGCUUCUCAGUCUCUCUGCUAAGCAAUUUUAGGAGGAAUUGUUAUUCAGAGGACAUGAUCUAGAAAUAGAUGGAAAUUAGGGCAGCUGGAUGGCUCAGUUGGUUAGAGAGCGAGCCCUGAACAACAGGGUUGCUGGUUCAAUUCCCACAUGGGAUGGU